This is a messenger RNA of Fusarium sp. VM40, 948 nucleotides long. NCBI's taxonomy places the organism in Eukaryota, Fungi, Ascomycota, Sordariomycetes, Hypocreales, Nectriaceae. The record is from the annotation of a GenBank genome assembly.
AUGGCUUCCGACCUCGAAACACUGCUCGAUAUGGGCUUUGACAAGGAACGUGCUGAGCUUGCCGUUAAGAAGACCGGAGGCCUCCAGGGCGCCCUUCAGUGGCUUGAGGAUAACCAGGACAAGCCUAUUGAGGAUCUCAAGGCCACUGCCGCUGAGAAUGACGAUGAUGAAGAUACAGAGGCCAAGAUUGCAGAGCUUGAGACCGGCAAUGCCAAGUCCCUGGUCUGCAAUGAGUGUGGCAAGCGAUUCAGAAACCAUGAUCUGGCCACCUAUCACGCAACCAAGACUGAGCACACUGACUUCUCGGAGUCAACAGAAGAGAUCGCUCCUCUGACCGAAGACGAGAAGAAGGCCAAGCUUGAAGCACUACGUGAGCGUCUUCAGGCCAAGAAGGCUGUCCAAUCCGUUAAGGACAAGGAAGACCAGAAGCGCAAUGAGCAAAUUCGCCAAAAGUCUACCAAGGAGAGCCACGAAGCCAAGGAGGAGUUGGCCCGUAAGCAGCAGAUCAAGGAAGCUGCCCAGAAGCGACAGGAGAAGCUCGAGGACCAGGAGGCCAAGAAGCGCAUCAAGGCCAAGAUCGAAGCCGAUAAAGCUGAGCGACGCCGAAAGGCGGAGGAAGCCAAGGCCGCCCGUGAGGGUCGUGCUCCCCAGGCUGAAGCUGCUACCCCUGCUGGCGGACCUGCUGCUGUGGCCGCUGCGGCUAAGCCCAAGAGCAACCACAACGAGGCUCGACUCCGACUGCAGACCGAUGGUGGAAACAUCACCAAGACUUUACCUGCGGAGACAACGUUGUUUGAGUUGGCGCAGCAGCUACAGAGCGAGACAGGGAAUGCCGUGUCAAGCUUUACCAUGACGUUCCCUCGCAAGACCUUUGAGGGGGAUGUUGAUUUCUCCAAGACCUUGAAGGAGGCAGGAUUGGUCCCAUCUGCCGUUCUGAUCGUCAAAUAG